Anopheles nili is the source of this 2960-nucleotide messenger RNA. RefSeq names its product YTH domain-containing family protein (gene Ythdf). Lineage: Eukaryota; Metazoa; Arthropoda; Insecta; Diptera; Culicidae. Gene Ontology annotation, cellular component: cytoplasm. The record is from RefSeq and is a predicted model, not a curated record. Bases 108 to 2813 code for a protein of 901 amino acids. Gene Ontology annotation, biological process: mRNA destabilization. Gene Ontology annotation, molecular function: N6-methyladenosine-containing RNA reader activity; mRNA binding. The transcript is spliced from 7 exons.
GCGGAGUGUGCGCUGGUGCAUUUGCAAUUGUUGCCCUUCGUCGGUAUACUAGCGUGUUUGGUAGAACUUUCAGCACACACCAGCAGCAGGAGUAACAACAACUACCAAUGUCAACCGUGUCAGAUCAGCGGAUGAAAGGACAAGGAACUCAUGGAAAUGGCGAUUACAAUUCUUGGAGUGCGCAAGUGAAUCACGGUCCUGGUGGGGUCGGACAUCAGAAAAAAGCGGACGACGGCUACUACCGAAAUCAUGGGGCUUACCAAAGUCACGAUAGUGUCAGGAAUGUCGAAAAAGGUAUGCAAGGACUUGGACUUGGUUCCUCAGCGCACAACACCGUCGGUGGUGGCAGCGGUGGGGGCAAUACCGGCGUAUCGAAAUACUAUCAGCAACAGCAGCAGCAAAAGGAAGCUCCCAAAAAGAUGACCUGGGCCACGAUCGCUUCGCAGCCGGCGAAACCCCAAGUGAACACCACCAGCACGACGGUCAAGAAGAAGGGCCCUGGCAUGCCGCCUCCACCAAUGAUUCCUGGCAAGCACAACAUGGACAUCGGCACCUGGGAUUCGUCGUCGAAGAACGGCCCCAGCGUUAUCGUUCCGACGCCGCCACCGAUGAUUCCUCCUCCGGUAAUCGAGCCGUCACCUCUAGCUGAGCCCGCACCGCCCAGGUCCGGACCCGGUCGCGAGAUGGGGGGCGCCUCAUCGCAGCAUCAUAACAACCACCAGCAGAACGUGGGACCAGCGGGCAUGCAGAGCGCUAGAUGGCCAACGCCGGGUCAGGCCCAGAUACAGCAGCAGCAAGUAAACGCUGCGCAACCGAGUGGCGAGAGGAACAACGGUUCUUCCUCGGGAGCCACCCAUGCCGGACCCGGUGGCAGCGCCAAUGCCACUGGUGGUGCUGGUGGUGGCUCGAUGUCGUCUGGACCUCAGCACCAUCACAACCAGCACCAGCAGCAGAUGCAACAGCAGCAACAUCAGCAGGGUCCGCAUUCGCGCAACCACCCGUCACAGUAUCAGCCACCUCACGCAUCACAGCCGCAGCAUUCCCAUCACCAGGGGCAAGCACCGAACUACGAACGAGCUCCUAUUCAUCAGCAGCACCAUCACCAGCAGGGACCGCCGCCGCACCAUGGUAACAAUUACAGUCAAUCUCGAAAUCAUAAUGCUGCCUACCCUUCGUCCGGUCCGGGUGGUCCUGUUUCGGCGGGUCCCGGUUUGUCGUCGGGGAUGAGCGAUCGGCACAACAGUGGAGGUUCCGCGGGUGGAAGCUUCCAACAACCCGGCGGUGGUUCGCAUCAGUCGCACCACCAGCAACAUUCGGACAGGCCAUCGUUCCACCACCAACGUGCUUCGAACCAUAACAGUGGCGCAGGCUACCAAUCCGGCGGUUCCGGGGGUGAACGCGGACAGUACCCAUCCAACAGUGCAUCAUCCGACGUUGCUCCACAGGCUGGCAGUGGUGUAUCCGGAUCUUCUGUUGCGAAUGCCGCUACUGGACCAGCACGAUCGCCUUCGCCUUCCGUCUCGGAAAGCGAGAUGGCCGUGAAGCUGGCUGAGUCGCAGAAAAUUCUCGACCAACUGAAAACCAAAAACAAUUAUAAUCCCGCUUCGCUCGAUCUGUUGAAAACGGCUGAAUUAGCUAGAUUCUUUGUCAUCAAGUCGUACUCCGAAGACGACAUUCAUCGUAGUAUUAAGUACGAAAUCUGGUGCUCGACUGAGCAUGGUAACCAGCGGUUGGACCAAGCAUUCCGCGAGCGUGAAGAAAAGGGCGGCACGGUGUAUUUGUUCUUCUCCGUGAACGGUUCCGGACACUUCUGUGGUGUGGCUCAAAUGAUGACUGCCGUAGAUUACAACUCCAACUCGAGCGUCUGGUCGCAGGACAAGUGGAAGGGUACAUUCAAGGUGCGCUGGAUUUACGUGAAGGACGUACCGAACUCGCAUCUGCGCCACAUCCGGCUGGAGAACAACGAGAACAAAUCGAUGACGAACUCGCGUGACACGCAGGAAGUACCAAAUGCGAAAGGCAUCCAGGUGCUGCAGAUCAUCCACAGCUUCGAUCACCAGUCGUCGAUAUUCGACGAUUUCCAGCAUUACGAAAAACGCCAGAUGGAGGAGGACACCCGCAAACACGAGGCACCGCCUCCAUCGAACCACUCGUAUCACAACCAGCGGGACCGUCGGGAGCACCAGGGUGGCGGCGGAGGUGGUCAGUACUACGAUGGGCCAGGAAAGUAUCACGGCGGUGGCAGCAGCGGUGGUGGUGGAUACAACAGCAAGUACAACGAUCGAGGUGGAGACGACGGUUACGAUGGCUAUGGUAACCGAAGCGGAAAUUAUCAUGGAAAUUACAAGGGUGGCAACAGUGGUGGCUACGGCGGCUACAAUAAUCGCAACAGCUACGGUCAUCAAGAAGCGGGACGCGGAUAUCCGAGCUUUGAUCGGCGCAACAACAACGGCAACAAUGGUGGCAGUAACAACAACAGCGAGGAUCAUCACGACGGUUCGGCACCAGGUGGCGGAGGCGGUGGUGGUGGCUAUCACGCACGCGGCGGCGGUGGCUACAACAACCGUCCCCGGGAGUACUAUAAGGAUGAGCGUCGGGGACCGAACGACUAUGGGCGAUCACGAGGCGGUGAUUACGAUAAUGGUCGUGAUAGUGACGGGGGCGGAGUGUACCGAAGCGGCGAUCGUGAUCGCGGAUCUUCGCGGGACCACUUCCGGGAUCGCAAUGAUCGGAUGGGCCCGAACAACAGUCGAGGAGGAGCUGGCAGCAACGGUAGUGGCUCUGGCUCCAACAUCUACAGAAAUCCGAACUAAUCUGAACGUGUAUUGUCACAGCAGAGACUGCAAGGUGGGAUAUUUUAGGGACUUUUGUGUUCGAUUCACUGCCAGUCUCGAACACAGUUCAAAGGAGCACCAGCAACGGGGCCGCUCUUUUCUCCAUUCACAAUUGUGGUUAGAACA